AUGCCGUCCACUCAAGAGGAGUUCACUCUCCCUUUGCGACCUAGAGAUACUGCGGAGAACACACUCUCGGAUGCCCAGGGUGGGGAGGCAGAUCUCUUGGAUGACCAAGAGGACGAUCCGACGCAACAUCACGUCAACUUUUUUAACCAUCCCAACGCGGUGUUUCGCACAUACGAGAUGAAUGUCGGGGUUCCGACCAUCAGAAACCUCUGGCUCUAUAAUUUCCAGGAGCUUCGAUCCUCUGACAAGUCUAGAGACUUUAGUAUUUCUCACAAGAAGAUCCCUGUCAUCAUGCGCAAGAUUAAGGUGGCUCGCCGCAGAUUUCUGGACAGCGAUGCCGACAUGACCUCGAUCCCUGCGGAGUUCUUUAACUUUCUUCACCCUAUCGACCAUUUCAUCUUCAAGAUUGAAUCCACUUUCCAGACUAAUGUCACCAAGCACUUGAAGAAGAAGCACUCCCGCGACGAAUCCGACGAUGAGACUGAAGAGAUCCAGAACACCAUGAAGAAGGCUCGGAUCGCAAUCGCUUACGAAGAGAUCGAGAAGAUGGCCCAGGAGGAGCAAAUUCGCUACUGGAAAGAGAUGGCGCUGGGUCUGAAGAACAAGCUUGAGGCAAAGGAUGAGGUGGUCAAGGGACUGCACAAGCUCCUUCACGAGAUGAAGGACCGCAAGAAUCGGAGCAGCUUGGAGUUCAACUAUUGUAUUACCCGCCUCUGGGAUGAUGCUCUUCCUAAGAUCGACGAGAAGCAAAGAAAACAGGGUCAGACGGAGUGGGCUUCAUCUCAGCUCUAA
Molecule: messenger RNA, 792 nt
Organism: Colletotrichum costaricense
Lineage: Eukaryota; Fungi; Ascomycota; Sordariomycetes; Glomerellales; Glomerellaceae
Exons: 4
Coding region: 1-792 (263 amino acids)
Source: RefSeq, a predicted model, not a curated record